AUGCCCUUUGUACAGCUGCAGAAACAUCUGAAGCAGCGCUGGAAAAUCGAGGCCUACCGCCCGCUGCAGAUCGCCAGCCUCGAGUCAUUCCUCUACAGGAAUUUUGCGGCAGGGCGGAAUAGGACCUCACCCAACAGGUCACCUGAUACACAGACAAUGGGCCGCAAAUCUCAAAGACCCGCCACCGAGCCGGACAACAGGGACAUCGGGUCGAUGUGGCAGAGGCCCAGACACACCCCGGCCGGAGACCAAAGGCAAACUGCACCCGGACCCGAACACCGGGAAACAGAGGUACCCUCACGGCCCCAAACAGCACUUACCGCACCAGCAGACCCCUCUGACGACUCAGCCCCAAAGACCAGGGGGGACCUAAAGGCUCUACUGGCUGACAUCCAUAAGCUUCUGGCGGCGGAUUAG
Messenger RNA from Pelobates cultripes (western spadefoot toad), 417 nucleotides. Lineage: Eukaryota; Metazoa; Chordata; Amphibia; Anura; Pelobatidae. The record is from the annotation of a GenBank genome assembly.